AUGAUCGCCGCUGCCGCGGCGGCAACAAGGACCAAUGGCAAGCAGGAGACAGGUCGACUGGCCGCAGAGGAGGACUUUGGGGACUUUCAGGAAAAAUCAAAUGACAUGGUGAACGGCUACUACGAUGAUCCCAACGUUCAAACCUUUGACGAGAUGAUGCAAAUGACAACCGAUUGCGUGGUGGAGCCCGUUCAGGUAUGUGCUGCGCCAGGACUUCGUCCUAUUGGGUCUUUGUUUGUGUGGGAUCUACUUCUUACUACAGCCAGCACACUGUCCAAAACUCGGUCGGGGACGACUGCUAAUGCAACUUUUUAUUGUUCUCGUGAGGCAUUUAUUAUUCCUGUUCUAGGAGUAUUGACCGACGCUCUGAAAUGCGUGUGUUACCAUUGUAUGGCUGGCCAACCGCAGCCAAUCUCAGGGCGUUUAUAA
Messenger RNA from Dibothriocephalus latus, 429 nucleotides. The record is from the annotation of a GenBank genome assembly. Lineage: Eukaryota; Metazoa; Platyhelminthes; Cestoda; Diphyllobothriidea; Diphyllobothriidae.